Rattus norvegicus (Norway rat) is the source of this 2749-nucleotide messenger RNA. RefSeq names its product tectorin beta (gene Tectb). The transcript is spliced from 10 exons. The record is from RefSeq and is marked provisional. The coding region runs from base 130 to 1119 and encodes 329 amino acids. Gene Ontology annotation, molecular function: extracellular matrix structural constituent. Gene Ontology annotation, cellular component: plasma membrane; extracellular region; extracellular matrix. Lineage: Eukaryota; Metazoa; Chordata; Mammalia; Rodentia; Muridae.
UCUUACCUUGACUUUAACUCUUCUUUCAUAUUUCCGAUACAGAACCAUUGAGGCCCGGGGCCUGGAAGGAAGGUGAGCAUUUGGCCCAUUCGGUUUGGGCACCUGGCAGAGAUCAGCUCAAGAGGAACCAUGGUGGCCAGGGCCUUCGUUCUGCUGGCCCUCUUUGCGGAAGCUUCGGCGAAAUCAUGCACUCCGAAUAAAGCAGAUGUCAUCCUUGUGUUUUGUUACCCCAAGACCAUCAUCACUAAAAUCCCCGAGUGUCCCUACGGAUGGGAAGUACACCAGCUGGCCCUCGGGGGACUGUGUUACAAUGGGGUCCAUGAAGGUGGCUACUACCAAUUCGUCAUCCCAGAUCUGUCACCCAAGAACAAGUCCUACUGUGGAACCCAGUCAGAGUACAAGCCUCCCAUCUACCACUUCUAUAGCCACAUCGUGUCCAAUGACAGCACCGUGAUUGUGAAGAACCAGCCUGUCAACUACUCCUUCUCCUGCACCUACCACUCCACCUACUUGGUGAACCAGGCUGCCUUUGACCAGAGAGUGGCCACUGUUCAUGUCAAGAACGGGAGCAUGGGCACAUUUGAAAGCCAGUUGUCCCUCAACUUCUACACUAAUGCCAAGUUUUCCACCAAGAAAGAAGCUCCCUUCGUCCUGGAAACAUCUGAAAUCGGUUCGGAUCUGUUUGCAGGAGUAGAAGCCAAGGGACUAAGUGUUCGGUUUAAAGUAGUCUUGAAUAGCUGUUGGGCCACCCCCUCGGCUGACUUCAUGUACCCCUUGCAAUGGCAGCUGAUCAAUAAGGGUUGCUCCACUGAUGAAACCGUCCUCGUGCACGAGAAUGGCAAGGACCACAGGGCCACUUUCCAAUUCAAUGCCUUCCGGUUCCAGAACAUCCCCAAACUAUCCAAGGUUUGGUUACACUGUGAGACGUUCAUCUGCGACAGUGAGAAGCUCUCCUGCCCAGUGAACUGUGACAAACGGAAACGCAUGCUACGUGACCAGACAGGGGGUGUCCUGGUUGUGGAGCUGUCCCUACGGAGCAGAGGGUUUUCCGGUCUCUGUGACUUCUCAGAUGUUCUUCUCCACCUCGUCCUGAUGCUGGGGACCUGGGCCGUGUUGUAGGAGGUAGCUGGCAGCUGCAGCAGCUCUCUCCACGGCCACCCUGAACUGUGACAGAUUUGUUUAUUGUGCUGCCAGAAAGAACAGACAGAAGACUGCAUUGCUGGGGAGCCAGGAGCUGCCCUUUGCCAAAUAUGUGUCCCAUGAUGUGUGUGUGUGUGUGUGUGUGUGUGUGUGUGUGUGUGUGUGUGUGUGUGUGAAUUUGGUGAUCCACUGCCUUGGAGUCAUACUUCCUGUGGCAGUUAGAUCCUGAUAAUCUUCUCCAAGAAGCUGGGCAGGAGCCUCCUCUCCUCCGCUCAAAUUAGAGCAGCACUUGAAAGCUACCUUCCUUAUAAAAGACACUCCCAUCACACGCAGCUUAGCAUUUGGAGACAGGGACAGACCAUCACCACAAAAAUCAAUGUCAAAUACAGAAUCCACGGGAAUAGCCAGCUUUUAUCCAGCAGGCACUCUGUCACUGCAUUCUAAGGAUCAGCAUGGACCCCCUAGGCAGGAGGUCCCAGUCUUCAAACCACAAUGUGGAAAUCCAAGUUAAACACAAUACAUUUGCUCAAACUUCUGUAAUGGAUGAGAAGCAGGUUCUUGAGAGCCAGCUGCUAGUACUAGUCUGCUUUUAUUAUAGGGUUUCUUAAAUCGAUAUAAUCAUUAGGUUGGUGUAAAUGCCUUGUCCUUAUGAGUGAUCAUAUUUUUUUAGUCACAAAUAAAUAGGAAACAGACAAUGAACAAAGUAAAACCCUCCUUCAUUUCGCGUAAGAGUGUGGCAUUGCCUGCGUGAAAUGUAUUUGCAUGAGAGUGGAAAGACUCUGGCCGAGUCCAGGUUCUCUGAGAUGUGAGAACAGAUCUUCCCCACACGUGUGGUGCCCUGUGCACUCCCUAGCCUCGUGUGUGCUCUUGGAAGUCUUCCCGUCAGGAUGGUGGACAGCAUUUCACCUUCACUGAAAACAUCCAAGCCUGUUUCUACUUCCAACUCGCUCACGUGUGAUUGUGGGGACUGAACCAACCACUCGUCAGAAAUGUCAUGCACAUUCGGUCAGUGACAUCACAUGGCAGUGCACACUCAGAACUAGCCAUCCCUGUGACCCAGAGCGCACCAGUGUCAGUGGGUCACUUUGGCCGAGAAGCAAACUGAACAUACCAGUCCUGUGAGAGCAUUAGCUGAGGUAUGACAGGAGAGACCUUGUGCUAAGUCUCUUUUUCUUUGUCACUUGCAUACUUGGCAUUUGAAAUCACAUGUCAGUUGGUCCCUCUGUAUUUAACACCCUUGAGAGGUCUUGAUAUCUACAGUUGGCUGAUCUUCUUACAACUUGCAUAAAUAAACUCAGAAAUUGUGUUUGUUUAGCCACAGGGUAGAGUACGGUGGUUCCACGCAGUCUAAACUUGGUACCUAGCUGGUGCUCCAAUCAGUUUGGGAUCACUUCCUGAUGUAAAGUAGGAGUUAGUUGUAGCCAAGAAUUACAGAAAACAUGCUUUAUUGAUCCUAGUCAGGAACUCUUAGGAAGCAUACAUAAAGCCAAGUACAUAGGUGUUUGGCUGUCAGAGUAAAACAAUGUUAAAACCAUCAUCAUGAUUUAUGAGCUUGUAUCUCAACCCGGUGCUAUGGACUAAAUAAAAUGUCUGGAAUAAGUAACCUGUG